Messenger RNA from Cuscuta europaea, 2279 nucleotides. NCBI's taxonomy places the organism in Eukaryota, Viridiplantae, Streptophyta, Magnoliopsida, Solanales, Convolvulaceae. The record is from the annotation of a GenBank genome assembly.
GCACUAACUCCUGAAGUUAUUAGGUGCCAUCACCCACCAGUGUCGUGACUGACACCAAUUUCACUCGCUGAUCACCGUUUUCUUGCUCUUUUCGCUCACCAUUUCCUAAAUAUAGAUCAAAUCCUUCGAGAAGAGCUGUUGAAUAUAUCUCAGUACGUUUAUUCCUGAGCUGGAACAAGAUUUAAAGAGAGAUUAAAUAGAUUCAAAGAACUGUUAUAAAUAUCAAGAUUGAGCUAAUUCCCCGAUUCACAACACUAAUUUCAGCGGGGGUUUAACGGAUUCAUCCACCCCGGCUGAGCCCUUCUUGCAAUUUCUUGUUCCCGGUCUGAGCACCAAAUUGCAAUGAACGGCAAAGCUUCUAUCCGUACUCGCAUUUUUACAGAGUACCAUUCCAUUGUCUGAAAAUUACCGAAGCAGGUUCUUGAGGAGGGGGUGUUUUCUUCUAGAUAUUUCUGAAGAGUUUCAAGAAUGACUACGCUUCUUCUGGAGGAAGAAGUGAUUCAGAAUGGGCACAUGGAAGAGAUGGAUGAGUUUGAUUUUUCAAAGUUACCAGAGAGACCAAAAAAUGUGAACAUUGAGAGACAGAGCUCCUUUGAUGAGAGGACAUUGACUUCUCCAUGUGCCCCACUUGAAUCCCUUUACCAUUUUGAUGCUGCCCUUCUGUCACCUUCUCCGAGUAAACCACCCUUUGGGGACAAUCCACCACCAAUGGUUACUGAGGCUUGGGGUAAUUUGAGACAAUCUUUGGUUCAUUUCCGUGGGAAUCCUGUUGGCACCAUUGCAGCUUUGGAUUGCUCUGAUGAGAAGCUCAACUAUGAUCAGGUGUUUGUGAGAGACUUUGUCCCAAGUGCAUUGGCUUUUCUGAUGCACGGCGAACCUGAUAUUGUGAGAAACUUUAUCUUGAAGACACUGCGGCUUCAAUCAUGGGAGAAAAAGAUUGAUCGAUUCCAACUGGCCGAGGGUGUGAUGCCAGCCAGUUUCAAAGUACUGCAUGAUCCAGUGAGGAACACAGAAACGUUAAUGGCAGAUUUUGGUGAGUCGGCAAUAGGAAGAGUGGCUCCUGUUGAUUCUGGUUUCUGGUGGAUCUUUUUAUUGCGGGCAUACACGAAAUCCACUGGCGAUUCUUCAUUGGCAGAUAUGCCUGAAUGCCAGAAGGGCAUGCGUUUGAUACUCAGUCUUUGCCUCUCUGAAGGCUUUGAUACAUUUCCGACUCUUCUCUGUGCUGAUGGUUGCUCUAUGAUUGACCGUAGGAUGGGUGUGUAUGGAUAUCCAAUAGAAAUCCAAGCACUGUUCUACAUGGCUCUAAGAUGUGCACUGCUUUUACUGAAACAAGAUUCAGAAGGGAAGGAUUUUGUGGAAAGGAUAGUGAAGAGACUGCAUGCCUUGAGCUAUCACAUGAGGAGCUACUUCUGGCUUGACUCCAAGCAACUCAAUGACAUAUACCGGUACAAGACCGAGGAGUACUCCCACACUGCAGUCAACAAGUUCAAUGUCAUACCUGACUCUCUACCCGAAUGGAUAUUCGAUUUCAUGCCCAUCCACGGCGGCUACUUCAUUGGCAAUGUAGGCCCUUCCAACAUGGACUUCCGCUGGUUUUGUCUAGGGAACUGCAUUGCUAUCCUGUCGUCCUUGGCAACCCCUGAUCAGGAGUCCAAAAUCAUGGAUCUCAUUGAGUCCCGCUGGUACGAGCUUGUUGGUGAAAUGCCUAUGAAGGUCUGCUAUCCUGCUAUUGAAGGGCACGAGUGGCGGAUCGUAACUGGUUGUGAUCCCAAGAACACCAGAUGGAGCUAUCACAAUGGGGGAUCAUGGCCAGUGCUUUUAUGGCUAUUAACAGCAGCAUGCAUCAAGACGGGGAGGCCGCAGAUUGCAAGGCGGGCGAUUGAGCUGGCGGAAGCGAAGCUGUCUAAAGACGGCUGGCCGGAAUAUUACGACGGGAAGCUGGGCCGGUUCGUGGGGAAGCAGGCGCGGAAGCACCAGACUUGGUCCAUUGCUGGGUACCUGGUGGCCAAGAUGCUGCUUGAAGACCCUACACAUCUGGGGAUGGUGGCCAUGGAAGAUGAUAAGCAUACGAAGCCCGUUUUGAAAAGAUCUACUUCCUGUUGACACGUUUCUUCUCUGAUCAUCGAUUAGCUUUUUAUAACUGAUCUUGAUUACCGUAGUUGUGUGGAUUCCGGGGAUUAUUCUUUCAAAUUUGGUUGGUUGACUUAGGGUUUGCAAAUAAGAAAUUUAAUUUGUUGCAUGUUAGUUACCAUUUUGUCUCAUUUCAUUGCUCCUCUCCC